GGGUUCAGCCCCGAUGGAGGCUGAGAAGCCCCGACACGGAGCAUCGGCUCCCAUCCCUGCCACAGAGGAAUCCAGCAUUAUCCCUGAAGCUCUCACGAGAACCAGCCAGACCUCUGCCAUGGGGCACGGAGCUCAGGAAGGCCAGGAGCAAUCCUAUAAGUGGGCAGAGGGACACCAACUCUUAGAGACCCAGCAGGGAGAUGUAAGAAAUGUGAUUGACUAUGGAACUGAGAGCAUGACCUCUUCCCCCAAGGAAGGCCCUGCGGAUGUGGGGACCAACCAGGAAAACCUUGCAGCUGAGGCUUGGGACACUCCAGAGUGCCAGGAGGCAGUGCCCCAGGGCCCGGCAGGCAGACAGCCAAGGACUCCAGCUCCCCCUGAGCUCCGGGUCUGCCCUGGCCAGAGUGAACCUCUAGCCAUGGUCCCAGAGCCCAGCAAACUGAGCGGCAGAUUGGAGGAGGAAUUGCGACCAGAGCUCCCUGCUUUGAUGCUGGGGCCUGGACAUGCAGAGGAAGACGAGGAGACUUCUCCGGGCGCCCCUGCUCAGGCCGCAGGCUCACCUUCCGGUGAAGAGCGCCCUGCAGAGGCCAGCCCACUGCAGGGCUCUGGGAGCAGGGCCCUCAGGCAGGGGGACGGGCUGCGGCAGGCCGAGGGGCUGGAGGGGGAGGGGCCAGAGCAAACGGGGUUUCAGGAGUCUCUAGGGGAGGCUGUGCGCCCUGGGGGGCUUCUCAGGGGGCAGGGACAGUUGGGGGAGCAGGUGAAUGGUACAGAGGGAGGUCACAGGCAAACACGGGGGCAGAUGCAAGAUGAUGUGAUGCCUUCAAAACAAGGAGAAAGGGAGGGGCUUAAUGGGGAAUGUGGGGGUCUGAAUUGUGGUGAGUCAUGGCAGGGGGCUCGGGGCCAGGAAGAUCUAGCCAUGGGCGAAGAGAGGAAGAGGGAGUUGAGGGGCCCAGAAGAGAACAGCAUGGAUGCUCAGGACCAGGAGAAUCAAAGCUUAGUGGGGAGGUCAGUGAACGUACCUGGAAAACAAGAACAUCAGGGUCUGCUGGGGGAACUGAUGCUGGAGGAGGAGGUGGCGGAGGAGGAGGAGGAGGAAGAGGAAGAUUGGGAUGGUACUGCGUGGGGAGAGGAGGGAGAGAGGAGCACAGAAGAGGGGGAAGAGCCCGAUGGUCCUCCUGCGCUGGCUCUGGCAGCCCCCGAGCUCUCUUCUCCCCGUGACUCGUUUCCAGACGCCGACACCACCACACCCGGGGUUCCUGGAACUCAGGCAGAGCUUCCGGCUGAGCAACUGUCUCCCGCAGUAGCUCUGACUCCUGCACUGGAGCCAAUGGGACGGUCCUGUCGGCCCAUUUCUUUACGUAGCUCCUUUUCUGCUGCGGGGUCACCUGAUCAAGAAACAGCUCAGGACAGCCAGCAAGAGGGAGUUGAGCUGGGGAUGGGGGCAGCAUCCAGCGGGGGGACUGCGGCGGCCUCUGCCAGCACCCCUGAGACUCCUCGGAGGACACCGGAUUCAGCUCCUGCCACUCCUGCUGAAGUCUCCCCCAGCACCAUGGCCUCAUCAUCUGCCAGCCCCCCAAUUGCCAUCCCCAGGAAGAGGGCCUCUCUUGCUUCAUGUUCUCCAGAAACCUCCAGAGCCUCUUUCUUGAUCGGCAGCCUGUCUCCUCGUGGGGCUUCUGAGACCCUCCCGGCCGCCCUCCACGGCCUCCCCUCUGCAGCAGCCACCGUGGGCCCGUGCGGCAGUCCCGACCGGGCUGGCCCUCAGGGCCCCUUGGCCAGCCUCCCAGGGGCCAGCCCCCACCUGAGGAGCAACUCCUUCCCGGGCUCCCAGAGGACACAGCUGACUCCGGACCUGGAGGGAAUAUCGCUUUCCUUCUCCCACUCAGAGUUGCCCCAGAGGCCCCCCAAACCUGCCCCCUACGGCGCUGUGAUCUCAAGAAGGGACAGGAAAAGCAGUUGGCACUGCGGCGUUAUUCCAGAGUCCCCUAGUUCAUUGUCCGCUCUGGGGCAGGACUCUGGGGAAUUCGCCGCAAGCCCAGACAGGCCCAGCAGUCCUCACAGCCGCCAGCCGUGGGGCUCCCCCCGUAGUUCAGCCUUUGCCCCAGGGUCUCCUGCUUAUGGCUCUUCGCCUCCGCUUGCCUUCGUAGAUACGAGGCUCCAGGAAUCUCCACCCCCUGCUCUCCCAGAGAAGCGGCAUGUCCGCACCUCCACGGUGGAGACAGACGGCCGCCACGGUGUGGCGGUCCCCACACUGAGGCAGCGCAGCUAUCCUCCACUGGCCCCAAGUGUGGGGCUACGUGGCCCCCCCAAAGGCCCACUUCCCAAAGUUCCCGAACCCCUUGUGGCAAGGCAGUACCGACCUCUGCCCUCUACCCCAGAUGAUCCCCCCCCUACUCCGACCUCUUUCUCCCUGAGGCUGAGAUACAACAAGCCGUUACCCCCAACCCCUGACCUGUUCCAGCCCCGCCACUCGCUUCCUUCUGAUAACAGCCCAAGGGUCUACAGGCCGCCACACCCUGUCCCUGUCGCAGAACCUCUCACCGAACCACCCCCGCUGCCCCCGAAGUCCAGGGGAAGGGCCAAGAGCAUCCAGGGACCACUCAUGAAUUCAGGGGGCCAAGCCAAGCCAAGGCCUGUUGGUCAAGAGUGGACAGUCUCCAGCCCCCACUCUGCUGGACGGACCUCCUGGCCCCCAGCCGUGGGUAGAUCAACAGAGUCAUUGGCUCCCACCAGCAGGAGUAAAAAUGAAGUGUCCCCUGGCAUGGCUUUCAGCAAUGUGACGAACCUUCUGAGCCCCUCUUCCCCAACCACGCCCUGGACCCUGGGGCUCCAGGGACCUGCCUCUGAACCAGGGUUCUCAGGAGAGGCAGAGGCCCCUGCCAGAGGCUCUUCGAGAAGAGCAGCACCUCAGGAAGGAGCCAAUGGCCUAAGGAGGUUGGAUCUAGGUCAAGCGAGGCAGCCUGAAAAACCCAGCCAUCCCCACCUGGAGAAGGCGUCCAGCUGGCCCCACAGAGGGGAUCCAGGAAGGCCACCGCAGGGCAGCGUUGGACAGGCUGCAGCCUCUGCUGAGGCCUCGAGUAAGCCCAAGGGCUGGCAUCGGCAGGGCCUGCGCAGGCCUUCCAUCUUACCCGAGGGCACUCCAGAUACAAGAGGUCCAGCCAUGGAAAAGUCCCCUGGCUCUUCAGACACCAUUAUUUUUCGGGAGAAAAAGCCUAAGGAGGUGAUGGGAGGCUUUUCAAGACGCUGCUCGAAGCUCAUCAACUCCUCCCCGCUGCUAUACCAGGAGUACAGCGAUGUGGUUCUGAACAAGGAGAUUCAGAGCCAGCAGCGGCUGGACAGCCUGGCAGAGGCCCCGGGGCCUGCCUCCCCACGGCAGCCCCGGAAGGCGCUGCUGUCCUCGGAGUCUUACCUGCAGCGCCUGUCCAUGGCGUCCAGGAGCUCCCUCUGGCAGGAGAUCCCUGUGGUGCGCAACAGCACCGUGCUGCUCUCCAUGACCCACGAGGACCAAAAGCUGCAAGAGGCCAAGUUUGAGCUGAUUGUGUCAGAGGCCUCCUAUCUGCGCAGCCUGAACAUAGCUGUGGACCACUUCCAACUCUCUGCGCAGCUCCGGGCCAUCCUCACCAACCAGGAUCACCAGUGGCUCUUCUCUCGGUUACAGGACGUGCGUGAUGUCAGCUCCACGUUCCUUUCAGACCUGGAGGAGAACUUUGAGAACAAUAUCUUCACCUUCCAUGUGUGCGACGUAGUCCUGAAUCACGCCUCCAACUUCCGCCGGGUCUACCUGCCUUAUGUCACCAACCAGACCUACCAGGAGCGCACUUUCCAAAAUCUGCUGACUACUAACAGCAGUUUCCGCGAGGUCCUGGAGAAGCUGGAGAGCGACCCCAUCUGCCAGCGCCUGUCCCUCAAGUCCUUUCUGAUUCUGCCUUUCCAGCGCAUCACCCGCCUCAAACUGCUGCUCCAGAACAUUCUGAAGAGAACACAGCCCGGCUCCUCAGAGGAAGCAGAGGCCACGAAGGCUCACCAUGCCCUGGAGGAGCUGAUCCGAGACUGCAAUAGCAACGUCCAGAGGAUGCGCCACACGGAGGAGCUCAUCUACUUGAGCCAGAAGAUUGAGUUUGAGUGCAAGAUAUUCCCGCUCAUUUCGCAAUCACGCUGGCUGGUGAAGAGUGGCGAGCUGACGGCUCUGGAGUUCAGCGUCUCCCCGGGGCUGCGGAGGAAACUGAACACGCGGCCGGUCCACCUGCAUCUCUUCAAUGACUGCCUGUUGCUGUCUCGGCCCCGAGAGGGUAGCCGGUUCCUGGUAUUUGACCACGCUCCCUUCUCUUCCAUCCGGGGGGAGAAGUGUGAAAUGAAGCUGCACGGGCCUCACAAGAACCUCUUCCGACUCUUCCUGCUGCACAACACCCAGGGCACCCAGGCCGAGUUCCUCUUCAGCACGGAGACUCAAAGUGAAAAGCUCCGGUGGAUCUCGGCCUUGGCCAUGCCCGGAGAGGAGCUGGACCUUCUGGAGUGCUGUGACUCCCCACAGGUGCAGUGCCUCCGGGCCUACAAGCCCAGGGAGAACGACGAGCUGGCACUGGAGAAGGCGGACGUCGUCAUGGUGACCCAGCAGAGCAACGAUGGCUGGCUGGAGGGCAUGAGACUCUCGGAUGGGGAGCGUGGCUGGUUUCCCAUGCAGCAGGUGGAGUUCAUUUCUAACCCGGACGUUCGUGCGCGGAACCUGAAGGAAGCCCAGCGAGUAAAGACGGCCAAACUACAGCUGGUGGAACAGCAGACCUAGCUGUUCUCGAGAAGGACCCCUCUCAGCUUCAGGGCAAGGUGUUCUUGGAGCAGGCUGGCCCCACAGCCCUGCAGCAGAGGCCUUAUGUGGGCCAAGAG
Molecule: messenger RNA, 4878 nt
Organism: Pteronotus mesoamericanus
Lineage: Eukaryota; Metazoa; Chordata; Mammalia; Chiroptera; Mormoopidae
Gene: ARHGEF5
Product: Rho guanine nucleotide exchange factor 5
Exons: 14
Coding region: 14-4780 (1588 amino acids)
Biological process (GO): activation of GTPase activity; intracellular signal transduction
Cellular component (GO): cytoplasm; nucleus
Molecular function (GO): protein binding; guanyl-nucleotide exchange factor activity
Source: RefSeq, a predicted model, not a curated record